UUCAUUGCGCAAAAUCGCGGAUCGCGUCCUGUGCUUACCCCAACCAACAACAAAUAGUGCCUGAAAUAGUUUCGGCAAUUAUGCAAAAAACUGUUAUUAUUUAACAAGAUCGGGUGUUUUUAUAAUGAUUAAUAAAACCACGGAGUUAGUUAUCGAUAAAAUCUGCCGUUCAUGUAUGUGCCAAAAUGAGAAUAUGCGAAAUGUGUUCGAUUCCAAAGAGCUCGGCGGCCAAACUUUACAACUCGCUGAGAUGCUAAUGGACUGCGCUGCCGUUGUUAUUGCCUCAGGGGACGGCCUUCCCAACCUUUUGUGCAUAACCUGCGAAGACAAGCUCAACCUCGCCUACGAGUUCAAGCAGCAGUGCCAGAAGUCCGACACGACUCUGCGGGAGCUCACCAACCAGUCAGACUCCGUGAUCAAGGAGGAGACCUGCGAUAUAGUCGUCCAGCCUGACUUCAACAUCCCAGAGCUUUACAAUGACACGGACAGCGAAGAUGACGACUCGAAGCCCAAGUCUUUCACGUGCCCCUUCUGCCAGAAGGUGCUAAGGACGAAGAAGGGACUCCGCAUCCACCAGCGGCGCCACACGGGGGACAAACUGCGCUCCUGCCAUUUGUGCAACGCUCAGUUCACGAGGACUCAUCACCUGAUCAGGCACAUGAAGACGCACGUGAAGGGGGGCGACACGGGGCACGUGUGCGGCGAAUGCGGAAUGUCUUUCAUGAAACUGAGUCACUUGCUCUCGCACAAGAAGACUCAUAAGGGGGAUAAGAGCGAUGAGGGCGAAAGCGGGCAGCAGUCCACGGCUGCGGAUAAUAACAGUGAUUGCGAUAAUGAUAUAACGUUGGAGAUCAACGAGGAUGAGGACGACGACGAUGAUGAUGCUUUGGAGGAGUAUUUUAAGCCAAAGACGAAAACGUCGAAAAAAGAUAAAGGGACUUAUGAAUGUAAAUUUUGUUUUAAGAUUAUGACGACGUUUGUCGGGCUUAAGAUACACAUGAGGAGGCAUACGGGGUCAGACUUGGCUAAGUGUAAAUUAUGUGACAAAAGCUUUACGAAAACCAGCCACCUGAAGCGCCACCUCCAAACCCACGGCAUCAAAGAGCUCGACAAGCCGAAACCCGCCGAAAAGAAAGUAAUGGAAUGCGAAUUCUGCGACCGAAAAUUCAAAUACAAGAAAAGUUUCAACCACCACAUGCAAACCGAGCACGGGAUGUCGGACGAAAGCGACGUUCCUCUCAGUGCUUACAUUUCAAAAAUGAAAGAGCCCGAAGAAUCCAAAGAGGAUUCGAGCGAAAAGCCCGAAAAGACGGACGAGGCGGAGCCGAGUUCGGAUCAAGACACGAAAGAGGAAAUUCCGCCGGUGGCGAAACCCGUCCACCACAAGGUCCACGUGUGUCACGUGUGCGAGGCAGCGUUCGCACGAGCCAAUCAUUUGACACGACACAUGACCUUGCACAGGGCACUCUUGAUACACAAGUGCGACAGGUGCGACAAGGCCUAUGCGACCUUGGAGCAUUUGGCCAAACAUGUGGAGGAGGACCAUAUUAAUAAGCCGUAUGCGUGUACGAUUUGUAAUAAACCGUUCAGUAGAGGGGAACAUUUGAUAAGACAUUUGAAGGUGCAUCAAACCGGGAACGAGAAAGAGGAUAAUUUGACGUGCUCAAUAUGCGAAAAGACUUUCAGCAGGUCGGAUCAUUUAGCGCGCCAUAUUAAAAUACAUUUGUUGCAAGACAAGAGACAUGUUUGUUCCGAGUGUGGUAAAGCGUUUAAUCGACUCGAUAAUCUCAAGACUCAUCAGAGGAUCCAUACGGGUAUCAAAGAUACUACGAAAUUGCAUCUUUGUAUUUAUUGCGGCAAGGAGUUUAAUAAUUCGAGCAAUAUGAUUGUUCAUAUGAGACGACAUACGGGGGAAAGACCGUAUAAAUGCAGUCAGUGUGGUAAGGGCUUUCCCAGAUCGCAUGAUCUCAAGUGUCAUGAAAGGACACACUCAGGGGAAAAACCCUACCAUUGCGCGUUGUGUGGGAAAUCAUUCAAUAAGAGCAAUAAGUUGUUACGCCACACGCGCGUCCACACCGGCGAGCGCCCCUACGUGUGCAACAUUUGCGGACGGGCCUUCACCCAGUCCAACGACUUGGCGCUCCACAUGCGCCGGCACACGGGGGCGCGGCCCUACGCCUGUGGCAUGUGUCCGGCGCGUUUUAUCCAAUCCGGACAGUUGAAAACCCACCGACGUACCACCGGCCAUUGGGUGGAGACCCAGCCGGACCUGAAAGGGGGCCACCGGGUCGAGCCUGUCACCCCCGUGAUGGAGCCCACCCCCAUUCGGUUCAAAACCCACGGCAAGAAAAAGGACGACGAGGUGGACGAAGCCAAGGGCAAAAUUCUGGCCCAUACGAUGGGCCUGAUGGGGCCGUUGAACGUCUCAGGGGAGAAUCUGGUGAUUGACCCGAAAAUUGUCGAAUUGCAAAAUUCGGGUUUGAUCAAUUUGAUGGGUGCAGGGGAGGUGAAGUUCAAAGAGGGCGGGUUUGUGGUGUCGCAGGUGAAGAGUGAGGGGGAGAAGGUUCAAGGGUUUGGGCAAGGGGGCGCCGUGACGUACUCGAUAGUGGCGCCCGUGGCGAGUUCGACGACUUUCACGGCCGCGGAUUAUAGCAAUUAUCAGAAUUUCGGUUGAAUAGGAGAGUAAUUUAAGUGAUAACUUAGUUAUUGUGUGUUUGAGUAAGAAGUGUCUGAAAAAUAAGAGGGCGACACGCGUGACUGAUGUGCCAGUUUGAAGUACGAGUAGUUUCGAACUACAGCGCCAGUUCGGAUUCAGUUUUCAUAGUCUGAUCAAUGUAUAUUUGUCAGUUCGUGUUUACUAUUAAGAAUCUAUGAAUAAACUUAAUAUAUUCUGAUAUGAAAAAUCA
This is a messenger RNA of Tribolium castaneum (red flour beetle), 2906 nucleotides long. Its product is annotated as zinc finger protein ZFP2. The record is from RefSeq and is a predicted model, not a curated record. The transcript is spliced from 6 exons. Gene Ontology annotation, biological process: regulation of transcription by RNA polymerase II. Lineage: Eukaryota; Metazoa; Arthropoda; Insecta; Coleoptera; Tenebrionidae. Gene Ontology annotation, molecular function: zinc ion binding; RNA polymerase II cis-regulatory region sequence-specific DNA binding; DNA-binding transcription repressor activity, RNA polymerase II-specific. Bases 125 to 2674 code for a protein of 849 amino acids. Gene Ontology annotation, cellular component: nucleoplasm; nucleus.